CUCUCUUUCUGUCUCUCUCUGUCUCUCUCCCUCUCAUUCCGCAGAACUCGGAACGGAUUUCACAAUAACUUUGUUCUCCUGAGAAACCCUUUGGCCCUGGUCCCGCCUCCCUCUUCUUGACAAUGCCGAUUAUGCGCCCGCAGUUUUGGUACAGUGUCUAUCUUAUUCUGUUCGUGACAGCGAGAUUCACGCACUCCGGAAGACCGGUCAGAGCUUUGGCUUUUCGUAAAGGCAGCACCUUUUUCGUAAGUGUUAUGUGGUAUCUCUAUCGUUUGCCUUAUACGACGAUCUUCGCGCAAGCGGCGGGUUUUAAGGCGGCAUGGGAACUGCCGACCACCGGUGGGCCUCGAAACAUCCGGUCCAUCUCCGAUAUCCACGAAUGCGCCGAGCUUGUAUACGAAAGUCAUGGCUUUGAUGGUCGUUCCUGCUUGCUAAAGAAUAUCUGUCAGACAUUACAAUAUGCGAGACGGAAGGACGGUGUUCUAGGGAAGAUAUUGAAGUUACUCGCGGGGUUGUAUAUUAAUAAUGAUACUUGGCACGAAGAUCCGCUGUUCUGUGAGUAUCAUACCAGGAAUUGCCCUCUGGAAUUAGUCGGGUUUAAUAGUUUUACGGAGAAUUAGUACCGACGUAUACCAGAGAGUGCAAGUUACGAGGAAUUAUUCGGUUGCGUCGUAGACAAAUUAUACGUUAAAUGCAAUAUAUACAUAUAACAUUACUACAUUACGAUUAUAUUUGUAAAAA
Molecule: messenger RNA, 741 nt
Organism: Pogonomyrmex barbatus (red harvester ant)
Lineage: Eukaryota; Metazoa; Arthropoda; Insecta; Hymenoptera; Formicidae
Source: RefSeq, a predicted model, not a curated record